This is a messenger RNA of Mucor mucedo, 1368 nucleotides long. RefSeq lists its product as uncharacterized. The coding region runs from base 439 to 1269 and encodes 276 amino acids. NCBI's taxonomy places the organism in Eukaryota, Fungi, Mucoromycota, Mucoromycetes, Mucorales, Mucoraceae. Gene Ontology annotation, biological process: cytoplasmic microtubule organization; cytoskeleton-dependent intracellular transport. Gene Ontology annotation, molecular function: microtubule binding; dynein light intermediate chain binding. Gene Ontology annotation, cellular component: centrosome; cytoplasm. The record is from RefSeq and is a predicted model, not a curated record. The transcript has 7 exons.
UGGGGUGGAUUUGAAUUAGAUACCCAAAUGUUCUCUGAAAUGCAAAAGCUGGGCUUUUUCUGUGCAUUACCUAUGGACCCUACAGAGACUUACAUGGAAUGUAGAAGAGUUUAAAUAGAAUCUAUUUUUUUUAAUUUGUCCGUUACACACAAUACACAUAUAAUACAACAAUAUAUUUUCAAAUUUUUUUUAAACUGCUGAACGCACCCAAAAGCGUGGAUUCAAUAUGUAUCUACAGCAUCAAUAUGAUUGGCUGACAAACUCCCUUAAAAAAUAAAAAUAAAACCGUUGUGUGAGCCCUAAAAAAAAAAAAAAAUAAAAAACAAAAAAAAAACGUUCCUUUAUCCUAUCUUCCAAUUUUUUUUUUUUUUUAUUUUAAACAGUAUACAGCAGGAUUAAGGCAAACCCCAUUAAUUUUAUAAUUCAACAAGUUGUAAAAUGAUGGACCUUGAUUCAAAAGAAACUGCAACUGCUGCUUUCAUCACUUGGAUCAAUACGUUUGGUGCAGUCACUCAUAAAGUAAACUACAUUCAAGAAUUAGCAGAUGGUAUCACACUGUUUGAAGUACUUGCCGACAUUGAUUCAAGAUAUUUCAAGUUAAUUCGUUCAGCAGAUGUGGGAAGUAACUGGGUGCUCAAGAAUGCCAACCUAAAGAAACUCUACAAAUUAAUAUCUCGUUAUUUUGAAGAUAUGCUUAGUUUAGACUUUUCCAAAUUACCCGUAGUGGAUUUAGCAGCCAUUGCAAAGGAUUCCAACAGCCAAGAUAUCCUGUUACUGUGUAAAUUGAUUUUAUACAUUGCUGUUCACUGUCCUGAUAACGAGAGUUAUAUUCAGGUGAUUCAAAAUGAAUUAUUACCUCAACAACAAGAAUACAUUAUGAUAUCCAUUGACCAAGUGAUGAAACUUGUGAAUACUGACUCCCAAAUGAUCAUGGACGAUGAUUCUUACGUAGAAGAUGGCACGUAUCGAAGUCAAAGUGAAUUAGCCAGAGUGUCCAAGGAAAAGGAAGAGCUUGAAAUUCAAAAUAAGCAAUUGAUUGAAAAGCACUCAUCUCUUUUGAAUAAAUAUGACAAAUUGGAAAAUGACAAACAAGAUUUACAGGACAGAUUAAGACACAUGGAUAAUGCUGCAGCACAAGCCAAUAAAAGUGGAAAGACUGAGUUUGUUGCUAGAACUGAAUUUAAUUUUGCAAAACAAGACCUAGUGAAGAUCUUCGUCAAGAGCAAGAAUCUAAAAUUGAGGACCAAAAUGUACAAAUUAAGCAAUUGACGAUACGUAACGAACAACUUUUAAAGCACGAAGAAGAAGCGGCGAAAUUGAAGGAUCGAUUGGAUGAAUAUAAACAUACAGCUGAACGACUUCAAAAGG